AUGAACGUAGAAUCAGACAAAAAAUGCCCCAACAUGGCCAGCCUCACACCCACACAUCACUUGUGCCAUUUGUGUAUCAGCACCACAAAAUCAGAUUUUGAGUAUACUUUUCCUGUACUCAACGGUGGGUCACUCAAGGUGGAACUUUCAUGUCUCUGCUGCUCCGUUCAGCAUCAGGAGCCAAAGGAAAUAAUCCGGAACUUCCAAAACAGCAAACCUGAUUCUCUACUAAAAAUGGAAGAGGAGCAUAAAUUGCAAAAGAAUCCAUUUUCAGCAAUUAAAGACAGUAAAUUCAAGUUUUCUUUCUCUGGCAAGAAGCUGUUCAGCCCCAAGGGAAUCAAGCCACAAACCAGUCCUAGCAUCUUUGGAUCCCUUCAGAAUUUUAAAGAAGAUAAAAAUAAGCCAGUCAGAGAUGAGUAUGAAUAUGUUUCUGAUGAUGGGGAGCUGAAAAUUGACGAGUUUCCCAUCAGAAGAAAGAAAACGACGACAAAGAGAGAGCUAUCAUUUUUAUCAGAUACAAAGGAAACUCCGCCACUUGUACCAUCCAAGAAGUCCAAAAUCCAGGAGAAGUAUAAGAGUGAUGACUCGUCAGACGAGGGAUCUCUCCACAUCGACACAGAAGCAAAGCCAGCAAGAAAUUCCAAAGUGAAAAAAGACAGUGCAAGCUCAGGGGGGAUUCUGGACCUCUUGCAAGCCAGCAAAGAAGUCGGGGGCUUAGAUUAUAACGCCAAUAGUCAGCCGCCCGCAUCUCCAAGCACACAAGAAGCAAUACAGGGCAUGUUGUCAAUGGCAAACUUGCCUUCUGACUCCUGUCUACAAACAUCAUGGAGUGCAAACCAAUCGAAAAACAAUUCCAUAUCAGGCCAGAACUCAAAGAAAUCAAGCAGCAGCAACAACAGCAACAACAAAUGUGCAAGCAAAAGGCCCAGCAAGAAAGCAGCAAAGAACAGUAUCACCAUGGAUGACUAUGAGGAGGAGCAAGAUAACCUGGGAGCAUGUUUUAAAGACUCUGACUAUGUUUACCCAUCUCUCGAGUCAGAUGAAGAUAACCCUGUGUUCAAAUCUCGAUCAAGAAAAAGAAAAUGUUCUGAUGAUGCUCCAUAUAGCCCCACAGCAAGAGUCGGUCCUUCCAUACCCAGGCAAGACAGGCCCAUCCGUGAAGGUACGAGAGUUGCCUCUAUUGAAACUGGACUUGCGGCUGCUGCAGCCAAGUUGUCCCAGCAGGAGGAACAAAAAGUCAAGAAGAAAAAGAACACAAAAAAGAAGCUUUCACCAAACAAUACAAAUAAACUUUGUCAGGAAAGCAGUUCUCCUGAAGCCACAAAGCUGGAAUCCUUGGGGUCUAGCCUAACGGACCAUGAGUAUACGGCCGGUGUCAGUACGUUUGGUGUAGCCCAAGUAAACAGAGGGUCCCAGCCUAUGGCCCCCGGGGUGUUCCUCACACAAAGAAGACCGUCUGUGUCUUCCCAAAAUAACUCAGCUGCCAAAGAACCCUUUCAGAAUGAGUCAUGUGACACAAGCGGGCAGGACCUGUGUCUUAAGUACAAAAGGACAGCUGGGAAUGAGCACAAAAGUGAAAAAGGUAAACGUACAAAAAAAGGCAUGGCAACAGCUAAGCAGAGGCUUGGGAAGAUCCUGAAAAUCCACCGAAAUGGAAAGCUUCUCCUUUAGUGUUUGCUAAUAUAGACUUUUUCUUGUGGCUCGUGGACCCCGCAAGCUGACACUAACCUUGAACUCUUGCAGGACUGCAGUGUCGCUCUGCAGACAUUGUUAGAGGAACCCACUCUGCUCUACCUUCCUGCCACCACUUUAGUAAUUCUUUUUAACUUCCAGCAGUUGACAUGUACAGAAUACUGCUAAUAUUUUUUAAUAAUAAUAAUGUCCUUUCUCAAAUUGCUGAGAGUGACUAGUUUGCAGGAAAGAAGAAAACAAAAAAAAAAA
Nanorana parkeri is the source of this 1941-nucleotide messenger RNA. Its product is annotated as lysine-specific demethylase PHF2-like. Bases 1 to 1671 code for a protein of 556 amino acids. Gene Ontology annotation, molecular function: histone demethylase activity; transcription coregulator activity. Gene Ontology annotation, biological process: protein demethylation; regulation of transcription by RNA polymerase II. The record is from RefSeq and is a predicted model, not a curated record. The transcript has 11 exons. Lineage: Eukaryota; Metazoa; Chordata; Amphibia; Anura; Dicroglossidae.